GCGGGGGGAAGGAGAGCGGUUGCUAGGUGACUUGCGUCAUCAGCAGGCGCCGCUCUCCUCCCGCCCCUCUCUCUGGAGUGAGGCGAGAGCCCCGCACAGAGCGAGCGAGACAGCGAGCUGAGCUCGGGCGCUACCGCCACCGCCCGCCGAGAGAGUGAGAGCGAGGGAGCAUCCAAGAGACCCAGCCCCCGUGCAUUGGCCACCGCCGAGACCCUCCGCCCCAACCUGGGCCAGUGGGAGCCGCGGCCGCCCUUCUCUCCCCCCCUCACCUUCCCGGCCGGCAGCGGCGGCUGCACACGCCGGAGCGGGAGCCAGAGCCAGGAGCCGGAGCCGGAGCCGGAGCCGGAGCCGGCGGCUAGGGGGCAGGGAGGCGGCCACCGCGGGCCGGGACUGGACUGAGUAGCUGCUUCCGCGGUGAGAGGACGCUGAGGAGGGGCUGGGAUUUCUGCCUCGUCCGGGGCGUGGGGCGAAGGACCCCCAAGGUGUAGGGAGGGGGGUCCCAGCCGCAGCGACACAUGCGGGAGCCGGGAGCGGGGGCGGCGCCGAGCGGAGCCGGCCGGGUCCCCUGCCUCACCGCCGCCUCGGCCACCCUCCCGGGGCCGUAGCAUCUCGCCCGGGAGUGUAUGAGCCGGGGCCCCAAGCUCGGCAGCCACCCCCCGCCCGGGGGGGCGGGGACCCCAAUGUGAAGCGGCGGCUGGGGUGGCGGGGAGAGCAGGACCCGCGCCGCGGUCCCUUCCUUACCGUCCCCCCUCCCCUCAGCCCCCUCGGGGGGUCUUCUCCCUUGGCCAGUCGCCGGCCCCCCGGCUCCUCGGCAGGACUCCGGGAGUUCUUAGAGCCCCCUCCCCCGCCCCAGCCCCGAGGGCGGCGGGGCCGGGGGGGACCCGGGGGGCCGGCCGCAGCCUCCGCCCAGAGGAAACUUUACAAAAACAAAAUCGUGACUGUCCCGGGACAAGUGGCCCUGGACGGGCAGAAGCCACAGCCUGAAGAGACCCCAGGAAGAGGAAAAGAGGAGGUGAGCGGGGCCGCCGCCUCCUCUUCCCCGGCAGCGCGGAAGAGACCCGGGUGGCCGCCUGGUUGAGCGACACUAGCACCACUUCUUCUCAGUUGCGCGACGGAGCCUUCCGCAGCUGCUGCCUCAGUCCGAAGGAGGAAGGGAACCAACCCACUUUCUCAGCGCCGGCUCCUCUCUAAAGCAUCAAGAUAUCAACUCCUCAGAAGUCUCCCUGUGUCCUGUCCCAGUCAAUAAUUCCUUCACAAGAAAGGGAAUUUCUACCAUCAGCAAGAUUUUUAAAAGACUGUCUAAGUAGUUGAAUGUGAAAACCUUUUCAUCUUCUGAUAGUCUAGCCAAGGUUCAAGAAGUAGCAAGCUGGCUUUUGGAAAUGAAUCAGGAACUGCUCUCUGUGGGCAGCAAAAGACGACGAACUGGAGGCUCUCUGAGAGGUAACCCUUCCUCAAGCCAGGCAGAUGAGGAACAGAUGAACCGGGUGGUAGAGGAGGAACAGCAGCAGCAGCAGCAGCAGCAGCAGCAGCAGCAGCAGCAACUAAGACAACAAGAGGAGGAGCACACUGCAAGGAAUGGCGAAGUUGUUGGAGCAGAACCUAGACCUGGAGACCAAAAUGACUCCCAGCAAGGACAAGUGGAAGAAAACAAUAAUCGAUUUAUUUCAGUAGAUGAGGACUCCUCAGGAAAUCAAGAGGAACAAGAGGAAGAUGAAGAACACGCUGGUGAACAAGAGGAGGAGGAUGAAGAAGAGGAGGAAAUGGACCAGGAGAGUGAUGAUUUUGAUCAGUCUGAUGACAGUAGCAGAGAAGAUGAACAUACACAUAGUAACAGUGUCACAAACUCCAGUAGUAGUAUUGUGGACCUGCCCAUUCACCAACUCUCCUCCCCAUUCUAUACAAAGACAACAAAAAUGAAAAGAAAGUUGGACCAUGGUUCCGAGGUCCGCUCCUUUUCUUUGGGAAAGAAACCAUGCAAAGUCUCAGAAUAUACAAGUACCACUGGGCUUGUGCCAUGUUCAGCAACACCAACAACUUUCGGGGACCUGAGAGCAGCCAAUGGCCAAGGGCAACAACGACGUCGGAUUACAUCUGUCCAGCCACCUACAGGCCUCCAGGAAUGGCUAAAAAUGUUUCAGAGCUGGAGUGGACCAGAGAAACUGCUUGCUUUAGAUGAACUCAUUGAUAGUUGUGAACCAACGCAAGUGAAACAUAUGAUGCAAGUGAUAGAACCCCAGUUUCAAAGAGACUUUAUUUCCUUGCUCCCUAAAGAGCUGGCACUUUAUGUGCUUUCAUUCCUGGAACCCAAAGACCUGCUACAAGCAGCUCAGACGUGUCGCUACUGGAGAAUUUUGGCUGAAGACAACCUUCUCUGGAGAGAGAAAUGCAGAGAAGAGGGGAUUGAUGAACCAUUGCACAUCAAGAGAAGAAAAGUAAUAAAACCAGGUUUCAUACACAGUCCAUGGAAAAGUGCAUACAUCAGACAGCACAGAAUUGAUACAAACUGGAGGCGAGGAGAACUCAAAUCUCCUAAGGUGCUGAAAGGACACGAUGAUCAUGUGAUCACAUGCUUACAGUUUUGUGGUAACCGAAUAGUUAGUGGUUCUGACGACAACACUUUAAAAGUUUGGUCAGCAGUUACAGGCAAAUGUCUGAGAACGUUAGUGGGACAUACAGGUGGAGUAUGGUCAUCACAGAUGAGAGACAAUAUCAUCAUUAGUGGAUCCACGGAUCGAACUCUCAAAGUGUGGAAUGCAGAGACUGGGGAAUGCAUACACACCCUGUAUGGGCACACUUCCACUGUGCGCUGCAUGCAUCUCCACGAGAAGAGAGUCGUUAGCGGUUCUCGAGAUGCCACCCUUAGGGUUUGGGAUAUUGAGACAGGCCAGUGUUUACAUGUCUUGAUGGGUCAUGUAGCAGCAGUCCGCUGCGUGCAGUAUGAUGGCAGGAGGGUUGUUAGUGGAGCGUAUGAUUUUAUGGUGAAGGUGUGGGAUCCAGAGACUGAGACCUGUCUACACACGUUGCAGGGGCAUACAAAUAGAGUCUAUUCAUUACAGUUUGAUGGCAUCCAUGUGGUGAGUGGAUCUCUUGAUACAUCGAUCCGAGUUUGGGAUGUGGAGACAGGGAACUGCAUUCACACAUUAACAGGGCACCAGUCGUUAACAAGUGGAAUGGAACUCAAGGACAAUAUUCUUGUCUCUGGGAAUGCAGAUUCUACAGUUAAAAUCUGGGAUAUCAAAACAGGACAGUGUUUACAAACAUUGCAAGGUCCCAACAAGCAUCAGAGUGCUGUGACCUGUUUACAGUUCAACAAGAACUUUGUAAUUACCAGCUCAGAUGAUGGAACUGUAAAACUAUGGGACUUGAAAACGGGUGAAUUUAUUCGAAACCUAGUCACAUUGGAGAGUGGGGGGAGUGGGGGAGUUGUGUGGCGGAUCAGAGCCUCCAACACAAAGCUGGUGUGUGCAGUCGGGAGUCGGAACGGGACUGAAGAAACCAAGCUGCUGGUGCUGGACUUCGAUGUGGACAUGAAGUGAAGAGCAGAGAGGAUGAAUUUUGUGUAGACGAUAUACUCCCUUCUCUUAUCCCCUGCGCAAAAAAAACAAAAAUCAAAAAAACAAAAACAAAACAAAAAAGAAAAAGAAAAAAAGAAAGAAAGAGAGAAAAGAAAAAGAAAAAAACAGAAAAAAAGAAAAAAGAGAAAAUGAAAAAAAAAAAAAAAUCCCUUGUACUCAGUGGUGCAGGAUGUUGGCUUGGGGCAACAGAUUGAAAAGACCUACAGACUAGGAAGGAAAAGAGGAAGAGAAGACAAACCAUAACUGACAAGAGAGGCGUCUGCUGUCUCAUCACAUAAAAGGCUUCACUUCUGACUGAGGGCAGCUUUGCAAAACGAGACUUUCUAAAAACCAGGUGCAAUUAUUUCUUUAUUUUCUUCUCCAGUGGUCGUUGGGCAGUGUUAAUGCUGAAACAUCGUUACCGAUUCUGCUCGCUUGUUCUUUUGCCACUGUCACCUAGAAAGGAGCUGCAAUAAUAUCAAAACAAGUACUGGUUGACUUUCUAAUCAGAGAGCAUCUACAACAACCACAACAAAAGAUUCUCCAGUGGAAAAGCUAGGAAAAAAAAGAAAAAAGAAAAAAAUUACUGUGAAUUGUUUUUGUACAGUUAUCAUGAGAAGUUUUUUUUUUUAUUUUAUUUUAUUUUUAUUUUUAUUUUUUUUUUUUGCCAACCAUUGCCAAUGUCAAUCAAUCACAGUAUUAGCCUCUGUUAAUCUAUUUACUGUUGCUUCCAUAUUCACUCUUCAAUGCAUAUGUUGCUCAAAGGUGGCAAGUUGUCCUGGGUUCUGUGAGUCCUGAGAUGGAUUUAAUUCUUGAUGCUGGUGCUAGAAGUAGGUCUUCAAAUAUGGGAUUGUUGUCCCACCCCUGUACUGUACUCCCAGUGGCCAAACUUAUUUAUGCUGCUAAAUGAAAGAAAGAAAAAAAGCAAAUUAUUUUUUUUUAUUUUUUUUCUGCUGUGACGUUUUAGUCCCAGACUGAAUUCCAAAUUUGCUCUAGUUUGGUUACAGAAAAAAGACUUUUUGCCACUGAAACUUGAACCAUCUGUGCCUCUAAGAGGCUGAGAAUGGAAGAGUUUCAGAUAAUAAAGAGUGAAGUUUGCCUGCAAGUAAAGAAUCGAGAGUGUGUGCAAAGCUUAUUUUCUUUUAUCUGGGCAAAAUUAAAACACAUUCCUUGGAACAGAGCUGUUACCGCCUGUUCUACGGAGAAACUUUUCUUUUUGAGGGCUGUGGUGAAUGGAUGAACGUACAUGAGAAAACUGACAGAAUAUUUUAAAAAUUGAAAUAAAGUUGCUGGUCAGUCUUAGUGUUUUACAGUAUUUGGGAAAACAACUGUUACAGUUUUAUUGCUCUGAGUAACUGACAAAAAAGGAACGAUUCAGUCUCUAGUGAAGGCGUCACACGCAAACCCGCGCGGUGAGUGACGAGUCAGAAGGUUCGCCUCAUUCUCCAGGAGCCACGACUCAAGCUGAACUGUGAAAGUGGUUUAACACUGUAUCCUAGGUGGUCUUUUUUCCUCCUCCUGUUUAUUUUUGUUGUUGUUGUUGUUUUAUUUAUAGUCUGAUUUAAAACAAUCAGAUUCAAGUUGGUUAAUUUUAGUUAUGUAACAACCUGACAUGAUGGAGGAAAACAACCUUUAAAGGGAUUGUGUCUUUGAUUUGAUUCACUUAGAAAUUUUAUUUUCUUAUAACUUAAGUGCAAUAAAAUGUGUUUUUUCAUGUUA
Sciurus carolinensis (gray squirrel) is the source of this 5273-nucleotide messenger RNA. RefSeq names its product F-box and WD repeat domain containing 7 (gene Fbxw7). The transcript is spliced from 14 exons. Lineage: Eukaryota; Metazoa; Chordata; Mammalia; Rodentia; Sciuridae. The record is from RefSeq and is a predicted model, not a curated record. Gene Ontology annotation, cellular component: cytoplasm; nucleus. Gene Ontology annotation, molecular function: ubiquitin binding. Gene Ontology annotation, biological process: ubiquitin recycling; proteasome-mediated ubiquitin-dependent protein catabolic process. The coding region runs from base 1380 to 3536 and encodes 718 amino acids.